This is a messenger RNA of Linepithema humile (Argentine ant), 581 nucleotides long. The record is from RefSeq and is a predicted model, not a curated record. NCBI's taxonomy places the organism in Eukaryota, Metazoa, Arthropoda, Insecta, Hymenoptera, Formicidae.
GUACGAAUGCCAAGAAGCAGUACGGGACAACAUUGGACAAAAAACUUAAUUAUAUUAUUAGACUACUCGAAGAAAAUAUGAAAAAGAACAACGCCAUUUUAGCUGAUUUGGGGCGCAUGUGGAAACAUAUUCGUGAUGAUGAGAAAAAGAAUGAACAUGAGCCCAACGCUAAAAGGCAAUUUGAGAUCGCCAACAAUAUUAAUAGCUUCAUUCCUUUAAAAGAUGCUAAUGACUUAGAUUUACUGGAGGAGCAAUUGAAAACAGAAGAUUUCAAGAAUGCGAUGCUAGACGCACUUAUGAAACGAGGAGGAAAAAAUGUAGAAGAUUUAACAAACAAUAUUAUGGCCAAAGUUUUCACAAAUGAGUUGGCAUCAGAUUUCAGUAUGCGGGGUAAACAAAAGAAAAAGACCUUACUGGAUUUUAAAAUAGCUUCGUGCAUUAUUGAAGCAAUAAUGGCCAGCGAAAAUAGUAAAGAAGAUUACAUUCAUAAACAAAUGGGCAAGUGGCUAGCAAAUGCACCUGUUCGCUUAUCGAGAAACAGAGCUAAGAAGGAAAAAGCAGAGCUGAUCAAAAAUAAUUAA